Xiphias gladius (swordfish) is the source of this 4247-nucleotide messenger RNA. RefSeq lists its product as uncharacterized. The transcript is spliced from 2 exons. Gene Ontology annotation, molecular function: GTP binding. The record is from RefSeq and is a predicted model, not a curated record. NCBI's taxonomy places the organism in Eukaryota, Metazoa, Chordata, Actinopteri, Istiophoriformes, Xiphiidae. Bases 1443 to 3458 code for a protein of 671 amino acids.
UAAAUUUCAUAGAAAACAGGCGUUUUUCAGGGAUUAAGAAAUCAGUUAAUUUACAUCUUUUUUGCAGCAAUGGAAGUAAAUUAAAGCAUAGAAAUGUUGAUAUAAACAGUUGCUACAGGUGCCCACAUUUUUUUUGGAUUACUGACCAACCGUCCAGUACAAAGGCAGCGUUGGAACAAACUUUGUUACUACACCCUCUGAUGCAUUAUUGGGACAAUACUGUAUUGCAGGAAGUAGUACUGUAUAUUGUUAUCAGAAUGGUGAGAGAAGACAAGUAACAAAGGAAGACAGACUGGUUGGUCAGGGGUUCAUCCUACAGCAAGAAAAUGACCCAGAAUAUUAGAAGAAAGGAAAUCGACGGUGGCUUCACAUGAUAGAAGACCAGAAUAAUCACCAGACUUAAACAUCAUGGAGGGAUGAACUGGACGGAAGGUGAAAGCAAAGUGACCUACAAGUGGAACACAUUUAUAGGAACUUCUGCAAAGGUGUUGGGACGAACUUUCCAAACAAUGUUUCAUUUCCAUUGUAGAAAGAACACCACAUGUGUGUUCAGCUGCUGGAUGAGUCAAAAAUUUAGAUUAAAUCUAGCAAUUAACAUUCCAUGAUUCUUUUCCCCCCCAAUCUUUAUUUUUUAUUUGUUCUGUGAUUUAAUUUCAGAGAACACUGAGACAAACUAUGUAAAUUUAGUUACAACUGGAAAAAUGGAGGUGUUCUAAAACUUUUGACCGGUAGUGUAUUUUGUUUGCCUGACGGACAGUAUUCUGGUUCAGUUUUAAAGUCAUUUUGAAUACUUAUUGUAUAACCAUCUGAGGGCAAUCUUUUUGAUACCACUAGUCGUUCUUUUUAGACCAAUCUCUGUAGUUGUUUCACUUUGAUUUUACCUAGUUAAAAAGUAUUACUUUUUCCUUUUGGAAACAUCUGUAAACCAGUAAUACGGUAUUUGACUAUUCAUCUUGAAGCCCUGCACCUGUUUGUUUGUAAAACAUUUUUGUUUUUUUAGCCAUUUUCUUUUUAUCUUUGCUGGAAAAUGGCAUUUUAAUGGUUAAGAUCUAUGGAAUUGAAAUCGAUUUCAUUUAAAAAAAAGUAUAUGACUGUUAUAAAACUAUAUGUAUAUUCAGAGAAAGGAUAUCAUUGCUGCAGAAUGAACAAGCCAUUUUGUUAUCAGAUUUAAUGAAUUAAAGUGACUCUGAUAUGUACUAAACGUGUAUUUCGUAGUCCCACUGCGUGAAUGUUUGGGUGUAGGUCACAGCUAGUUGAACAGAUCGGCCACCGGAGGGCAGGCAGCCACCAAAGAGACCUUGUACCUCAAGUCCAAUGUUUUUGUUUAGGGUGAACAGAGUUUGAGCUUAACUCAACAUGUAGCUUCAGCCACAUCCAAAUGAUAACGGUAGCUUGGAUGAUGGGGAGGAAACGACCUAAAACUACAGGAGCUGUCUAAUAACAUGGAGUCGGUUUUUCCAUCAGGGGAUGAGGAAGAGAAAAGGGAUCCAGUUGUUAUGGAGGGUGAGAGGGAAGGUGACAACUCUGAAACCAGAUGGAGUGAAGAACUCAGGCUGGUCCUCAUUGGAAAAACUGGAUGUGGCAAGAGUGCAUCUGGAAACACCAUCUUGGGCCGGAGGCGGUUCCUGUCACAGAUCAGUGCCCGCUCUGUCACGCAGACUUGUGAGCUUGGGAGCGCCGUGCUCGCUGAGGAGGAGGUCGUUGAGAAGGAUGGCCAGGCUGUCACACAGAGGAGGAUGAAGAGAGUCACUGUGGUUGACAUGCCAGGUUUUGGGGACACUCACCUCAGUUUGGAGCAGAUUCACACAGAGAUAGCCAAAUGUGUGUCUCUCACUGCCCCUGGUCCACAUGCUUUCCUCCUGGUGGUGCCAAUAGGACGAUAUACAGACCAUGAGAACCAGGCUGUCUGUGAGAUGACAAAGAUAUUUGGGGAGGAUGCAGUCUGUCACCACACAGUGGUUCUUUUUACCAGAGGUGAUGACCUGGAGGGCAUAGGGAUUGAAGAGUACCUGAGGGAGACUGCACCUGCUGGGCUUAAGGCUUUGAUUGACAGGUGUGGGGGGAGGUACCAUGUUCUCAACAACAGAGAUGCUAGUAACUCGGUGCAAGUUAAAGAACUCUUGAUAAAGGUGGACAAGAUGGUGAAGCAGCCUAACAGAGGAUUUUAUACCAAUACGACUUUUUUAGAGGCCGACGCUGCUAUCAUGGAGGAGCAGAAAAAGAUGUUGAGGGAGCGAGGGGAAGCAGUGGGGGAAGAAGAAGGAGGAAGCAAUGGCAGCAUGGAAGAACAGGCUAAAUGUGCAAAAAAGAGAGAGUUUAACCUAGAGUCUCACAGAACAGGAAGCAGUGAAAGAGGAUCACAAGGGCUCAGCAAGAGGGAGUUGGAGAGAGGAAAUGAAGAGUGUUUUGGGGUUGAGAGAUGGACAGAGGAGAGCAGAGGGAAUGUUUUCAGCCACCUUAAGGACAGAGUGGAACAAUGUAGGGAGCAGUUCAGAGGCAGGCAUAAGGGCUGCAGGAUGGCCGGUAGCAGGCGAAGGUCUCUCUGUUCAUCCUUGAUUCGCAUGAGAAAAGAGGCUGCCCUCUCUCCUAAAGUGCUGGAGAGAGUUAAGAUCCUGGUAGCUGCUGGAACCACAGGCCUGGCAGUUGGGGCAAUGUUUGGGGCAGCUGCCCCUUUAGCAGCUGCAGCUGGGGCUUCACUUGUGGGAAACUCGGUUGGUUUUGCUGCAGGUAAUCUAGCUGGGAUGUCUGUAGCGGGAGGCACAGGAGUUGGGAAAGCUGUGGGGGCCAUAGUGGCAGCAGCUUCAGGGAAAACUGCUGUGACUCUGGGAGCAGCAACAGGUGGAGUUAUGGGUGGUUAUUUGGGAGCCAUUGUUGGUUCUGUGGCUGCCAGUCCUGGGGAGGGUGCUCUAGACUCCCUUGGGCAGGUUAGCGUCAUAGGGGCCUCUGCUGUGGGGUUGGCAGCGGGAGUGGGGGCUGCUUUAGGCACAGCUCUGGAGGGAGCAGCUCUCAGCACAGCAGCCCUCAGUGGAGCUGAAACUGCAGCAGUAGGGGCAGCAGGUGUAUCCAACACUUCUAUAGCUCAGUGUGGUUUAGCUUCAGCAGCAGGUCAGCAUGCAGUGGCCACUGUAGCUGUAGGUACUGGGACACCUCAGUGUGCUACAGCAGGGGCAGCCUUAGCUCAGGAGAUGGCAGCUAGGUCUGCUGGUGCUGUAUGUGGGUGUACAGGGCCAAGUGUGGCAUCAGUGGCCAGCAGGGUUGUUUCAGACCCCUGGGGCACCGUGGCAGUAACGACACGCAUUCUGUCUUCAGUGGCUGAGAUAGGCAAAGCUGCAGCAGGCAUUGCCCUGGCUGGUGGUCUGGUAGUGAAGGUGGUAAAGGAAAAAGUCAAAUGUGGCACAGGAACAAGAGAAACAAGUUAUUCAGAGAAGCAGUCAUAUGAGAUCCACUGGAACAAAUAAGUACAGGCUAGGACUGGAGUUGUAAUCCUGUGAAUGAGAUCAUAUUUACACACCCCAAAUGAAAUCCUACACUCCAAAGAAGCUUCCCUCAGUGAGAGAUGUUGCUAUUACCAUGUGAAUAUAAAACCACCUCAAAUUUGCAGAGCUAGUAGUCGGAGCAAUGUAAUAUAAAACAAUAUAAAUGAUCAUAAAUCACACAUUAUUAUAGAUAAAAGAAAGUAAAAUUUUCUGAAGUUGGUUGAAACUGUUUGAGGCUUGUGACUGAGUUCAGUGACAUUUGCAUAGCUGUGUGGCAUGACUAAUAAAGGAUAUUAGGUACACAGUCUUGUGAUUCCUUUGCUUUAUUUCUUUUUUCUAAAAACAUUUUUAUCUAAAUUGAUUGUUAUAAGGUUGUGACUUAUCUCCCAGCUGGUUGGUUUGGAACCAGAUCCUAAAGUCUUCAUACACAUUUUUAUAAAAUAAAGAAAAGGGAAAAAAAGACAUUUCCUUAAGGAAGCAGGGCUGCUGAAAAUGUGUCACACUUCAGCCAUGUAAGCUCAUUUGACUGGAUGACAUAAAUUUCAUAAAGGUUUAUCAUUUGUCUUCUGGCCUAUCUAAAGAAUCACAGAAAAUAAUACAUUCUCUUAAGCACCUUAUUACGGGAUUUGUUGGGUGAGAUUGAUGUGUUAAUGUAAAUAAUCUUACUUAGUACAGUGAAGGGUAUGGAAAAUAAACAAAGGGACUUAAGUAUUAAAAAGCAUUUUAAAUCCUAAAGGGUGACAGUUGGUUGCUGUAUUUCAAUGUCUCACA